AAGUCUUUUAAAUCUCUGUGAAGCAAAUGCUCUUGGUAAUAGAGAAACAGUGAUAUCAGAUGAAAGAAAGCAAAAGGAAAGAAGACAUUCUUAAAUAUUUUCCGAAGGAAAGGACUCUUUACAGUUAGACAUGGAACGGGGUUACAAGAUUGCCACACGUUUAGGAAAUAAAAAAGACAUGUGUAUGUUUCUAGCCCUUCAUAUGGAGAAUUCUCCAAUGUGUGUUAGCCCAUCUGAAAAGUUCAAUAAAACUGGGAUUGUUGUGUGUGAGUCAGACAAAAUACACAAAAUGGUAGCAAUGAGCUGCUCCAGAGAAAACCUACAUGCUGUGCAACAUGUCAUGCUGAACGUUCCCUGUUCUUUGAAUAACUGCACUGUGUACUUGUCCAGGAAACCCUGCUCCACCUGUACUACAGUUCUCAUUCAAGGAUCAGUUUCUUCAGUCUAUUACUGGCCAAUGUCUCCAGAACUAAAAGGGGAAGAUUCAGCAGUUGAGGAAGAUCUCAAGCAAGUUGACCAAAUGUUUCUCAGAAGUAAUAUAAGUAGCAGUGUUUUUCUACCAAUCGCAGACUCUGACACUGUAUUUAAGAUUUCAUCUAGAAUCAAAAUAUACAAGUGCACAGAAUGCAGUUCCCAUUAUGCUGAGGCUGUUCCUAAAGACAUGGAAAAAAAUAGUUCAUUACUUAAUAUGCAAGGCCAUAUAAGGAUAUGUGCAGAGCAGAUGAAGAAUGCAUUGUGUUGCCUUGAUUGUUUACUACAUUGUUCCCAUGGACAAUUUGAAGAAAAAGAAAAGAUUGAUGUGGAAAAAAUGCACACACAUGCAUUGCAGCUUUGUUAUCUUUUAGCAGCAAGAUCUGAUGAUCCAGAUCGAGGUGUUGGUUGCAUAUUAUACAGUCAGAAUGGAUAUUUUUUUGGGGCAGGUUAUAAUGGAUACCCUAUUGGUGCAAUAUUUGCAAACCUGCCUUGUGCAGGUAGAAACAUCAAAAAAGAGUCAGGAACAGCAAAAGGACCAGUCCUUAUCCAUGCUGAAGCAAAUGCUCUACUAUUCAGAUCCAGAAAAAAGAUAGAAGAUAAUGAUGUUCUUUAUUGCACGAAACCUCCCUGCUCUGAAUGUCAGAACUAUAUACAGUUUGUGGGCAUAAAGAAAAUUGUUUCCGUACAAGACUCAUCACAGUCAUCAUCAAACCAACAAGACUCUACAGACUCUUUAAAGAGCAACUUUGAAUAUUAUCAGUGGAAACCUCAAUAUGCGGAAUGUUCUGCUUCCCCCUUCAGUAAGCAAACAGAGAACUCAGAAAAAAGAGAUGGAGAAGAAACAGAAAGAAAGAAUGAUAAAGGUCCUCCUUCUCGUCUACCAAAUAAAGAAGACUUGUGCAUCUUCUUAGCACUCCAUAUGGAAAAUGCACCAAACUGUCAAGAACCAACAUGUAAAUAUGUUGGUAACAAACAAAAAAAACCAGAUAUCUUAAAAUUUUUCAGAACUGGAAUUGUCAUCUGUGAAGCUAACAAACCGAAAAGGAUUAUCACAAUGGACUGCUCCACUAAGGAGCUUCAUGCUGUGCCAAGAGCAUUAUUAAGAUUUCCAAAUGCACUAGGAGGCUGUGAAGUUUACCUGUCUCGAAUGCCUUGCAUCAGGUGUGCAAAACUUUUGAUUCAAGCUCAAGUUUCUCAGGUGUAUUACUGGCCUAAUCUUGAAAUACAAACAACAGAAGUAAAUCUGAAGAAAAUUGAAAUGGAAGCUGAACAUGUUGAUAACAUCUUUAGGGAAAGCUAUAUCACUUCAGCAGUCUACAUACCAAUAUUAGAUGUUGAAAUGGUGAAGCGAAGGAUUUUUCCACGAACAGGGUCACCUCCAGUUGAUAAGAGCACCACUCCUGUUACCUCUGUAUAUAAUAGUUUAUCAUCAACUAAACUUUUAGAAAUACUUAACCUGACACACAUUAAAAAAGAUAAAUCAUUCCAACAAUCAUAUGAAGAUGAUAUUAAUAAAGCAAUGGAAUCUUUUCAGACACUGGCAGGUGGCAUUGAUACCGAAAUAAAGGAAAAUAAUUUUCAAGAGGAUAAACAUGCCAUUGAAAAACAGCCCAAGUAUACUCAUGCAUUGCAACUCUGUAACUUACUAGCAGCCAGAAAUGACAGUCCUAAUACUGGAGUGGGGACACUGAUCUACAGGAAAGAAGACAUUGUCGCUGUUGGCUACAAUGGAUUUCCAAAAGGGACAGCGAAUAGUCUGUUUGCACAGAAGGAUGAUGGUAGUUGUGACCAGCAUGCAAUCAUCUGUGCAGAAGCUAAUGCAAUUAUUCUAAGAACUGAUGAUGAUCUGAGUGACACUGAAUUAAUCACCACAUGUGAGCCCUGUAGUGUCUGUGAAAACCUAAUUAAAGCAAUGAAGAUAAAGAAAAUCAUUUGGCCUAAUCGAGAUGGAAAAAAGCAACCAGAACAUGCAACUAAAGAUCCAACAGAAGAAGAAAAUAAUCCAAGCACUGAACCCUUUCAGGUAAAAAGCAUCAUCAAAAAACAUUGUGGUGAAAAGAUUUUAGCACUCCAAGCUGAUCGAGAGAAAUGUAGUAGAAAGGAUACUGAAGGAACUUCAGUUUCAGGAGAGAAGGAAGGAAAGACAAUGGAAAUACAGUCACCAGCAGAUGAAGGACAUGCUUCUGGUCAGAAGGAAGAUAGUAACUCCACAGAGAUGUACACCUCGACCCUGAUAUAACGUGACCCGAUAUAACACGAAUUUGGAUACAAUGCAGUAAAGCAGUGCUCUGGGGAGGCUGGGCUGUGCGCUCUGAGGGACGGGGGCUGCACACUCUGGUGGAUCAAAGCAAGUUUGAUAUAACAUGGUUUCACCUAUAACGCGGUAAGAUUUUUUGGCUCCCAGGGAUAGCAUUAUAUCGAGGUAGAGGUGUAUUUACAUUAAGCACAAGUUGAAAUUUAAAAUUCUACAUUGCCUUGUGCCAGACAGUAAGUUGCUAGUCACUGCAAGGAAUUCUUCAUAUACAUUCUGAUCACCGUAGAUCAAAUUAGCUAGGUUGAAAGUGGAGUUGGUAGUCAGGUCCAAAUGUACAUGCAAUUAGUCAGUUUUUGGCUGAUACUUUAUUGUAUGUAAAUUUGACUGGCCCAAUAACUGAUCUAUGGACUGGACACCAAUAGGGGAAGUUUGAUAUUCGUGACACAUUAUAUUUUAUAUUAUAUUGUAUUAUAUUAUAAUUUAAGGAGCCUACUCAUGUGAGUAAAAUUACAUGUAUUUAUGUCUUGUACGGUCCAGGAUCCAAUUUAGCAUUGAGUUAAAGAUUUAAAGAUUUUUAUUGAGGGGUCACAGGAGAAAUACCCUGAGAAAAAUAAACUUAUUGUGAGAAGCUUUUUCACAUGUUAAAAAUAUGCUUAAUAUAUGUGCUAGGAUUGUAUUCUAAGUGGAUGUUAGGCUUCCCAUAAAUUUUCCUGGAACAUUUAUGGUUUUGGAUGACCAGUAAAGGAUGGGGUAACCAAGUCAGAAGCUGAAGUGCUACUGAGAGGGAGUAUUUCAGAAUUGGCUCAUUUUUUCCUUUGAUCCAGACAGUUGGCCGCAUUUGAGUGUCAAUAUCUUUUGGCAGCACAACUGCAGGCUUUUCACAUCAGCAGGAUAAUACUGGCAGGCGCACAGAGAUAUGGCAUAGUACAUCCCAUAAAUAAGUAUUCCCUGAGACAAAUACUCUGAUCUAAUUUACUUGCCAUGAUGAUAGUUAGGUACCCUGCCUUUGAAAACUACAGGUACAACAGUUACUCAGAUAAAAUGGUGGACAAAGGGCUUUCCUAUCACAGAUGUCAAAAAUAAAUUAAUUCAUAUAUAUGUUAACCACUGAGUGGCAGUAUAACAGCUUUAUCCACUAAGUGAUAAUGCUAACAUUCAUUCACUGAGGUUGUGUUACAUUUAUUCUCAGUUAACUGAUCCAGAGAUAUUUUCAGUGUCUAGUGUUGCUGUUUGACUGUUUUUCCUGCCAAAUAAUAAUAAACAGUUAUCCCACAUUA
Molecule: messenger RNA, 4005 nt
Organism: Gopherus flavomarginatus (Mexican gopher tortoise)
Lineage: Eukaryota; Metazoa; Chordata; Testudines; Testudinidae
Exons: 21
Coding region: 131-2713 (860 amino acids)
Biological process (GO): dTMP biosynthetic process; dUMP biosynthetic process
Cellular component (GO): cytoplasm
Molecular function (GO): dCMP deaminase activity; zinc ion binding
Source: RefSeq, a predicted model, not a curated record